GCCCUGGUUCUCGUCUGUGUCUUCAACGAGGAUCAGUCCGUGGGUGACAGCUUCACCACUUGUACGGCCUCGCCCUGGUCGCCCCCCUUCGCCACUGACCCCUACCUGCCAGCCCUGUUGGAAGUGCGCUCCUCCAAUGGUAAGAUGGGCUCCAUAACCGAAGGCAAACUGGACUCCGCCCACUCGCUGUGA
Messenger RNA from Dibothriocephalus latus, 192 nucleotides. NCBI's taxonomy places the organism in Eukaryota, Metazoa, Platyhelminthes, Cestoda, Diphyllobothriidea, Diphyllobothriidae. The record is from the annotation of a GenBank genome assembly.